Messenger RNA from Plectropomus leopardus (leopard coralgrouper), 1105 nucleotides. Lineage: Eukaryota; Metazoa; Chordata; Actinopteri; Perciformes; Serranidae. The record is from RefSeq and is a predicted model, not a curated record.
AGGAAAGAAGGCUGAACUGAGGAAAACACAAGCUGAAAUCCAGCAGAUGAUGAGGAGAAGACGACUGAAGAUUCAGGAGAUCAAACGCUCAGUCGACCUCAGUGAGAAAGACGCAGACAGAGAGAUCGCAGAAGGUGUUCAGGUCUUCACGGCUCUGAUGGAGUCUGUUGAGAGAAAACUGAACGAGCUCAUCAACACGAUCAAAGAGAAGCAGAAAUCAACAGAAAAACAGGCCGAGGUUUUCAUCAAAGAGCUGGAACAGGAAAUCUCUGAGCUGAAGAAGAGAAGCUCUGAGGUGGAGCAGCUCUCACGCUCUGAAGACCACCUCCAUCUUCUCCAGAGUGUCCAGUCCCUGAAAGCUGCUCCACCCACCAAGGACUGGACACAGGUCAGCAUCCAUCCACCAUCAUAUGAGGGGACUGUGGUGAGAGCUGUGUCUCAGCUGGAGGAGACUUUUGGUAAAGAGAUGAAGAAACUGCUUGAGUCUGAGCUGAAGAGGGUCCAGCAGUAUGCAGUGGAUGUGACUCUUGAUCCUGAUACAGCAAAUCCUGCUCUCGUCCUGUCUGAUAAUGGAAAACAAGUGAAUUGUGGAGAUGUGGACAAGAAACUCCCAAAAACCCCAACAAAUGUUUCUGAUUGUACUUGUGUUUUAGCAAAGCAGAGUUUCUCUUCAGGAAAAUUCUACUUUGAGGUUCAAGUAAAAGAAAAGACUAAAUGGUCUUUAGGAGUGGCCAGAGAGUCGAUAAACAGGAAGGAAAACGUCACGUUGAGUCCUCAGAAUGGUUUCUGGACUGUAGGGUUGAAACAUGGAAAUAAAUAUGAGGCUCGUACCCGCCAUCCAGUCCGUCUCUCUCUGAAGUGUCAGCCCCAGAAGGUGGGGGUGUUUGUGGAUUAUGAGGAGGGUCUGGUCUCCUUUUAUGACGUAGAUGCUGCAGCUCUCAUCUACUCCUUUACUGGCUGCUCCUUCACUGAGAAACUCUUCCCAUUCUUCAGUCCCAGUUUUAAUUAUGGAGGUACAAACUCUGCACCUCUGAUCAUCACUCCUGUCAGAGUAAACUGAUCACUUAUCCGCUGUUUACCCUACAUGUGCUCAUCUCUCAGCACU